This is a messenger RNA of Phodopus roborovskii (desert hamster), 941 nucleotides long. RefSeq names its product peptidylprolyl isomerase B (gene Ppib). Lineage: Eukaryota; Metazoa; Chordata; Mammalia; Rodentia; Cricetidae. Gene Ontology annotation, cellular component: intracellular membrane-bounded organelle. Gene Ontology annotation, molecular function: peptidyl-prolyl cis-trans isomerase activity. The transcript has 5 exons. The coding region runs from base 65 to 715 and encodes 216 amino acids. Gene Ontology annotation, biological process: protein peptidyl-prolyl isomerization; protein folding. The record is from RefSeq and is a predicted model, not a curated record.
CACUGCGUGUCCACACCCUCUUCCGGUCCGGGCUCCCGCGACUGCUGCUUCUUGCUUUCGGUGGAUGCUGCGCCUCUCGGAGCGCAAUAUGAAGGUGCUCUUUGCCGUGGCCCUCAUCGUGGGCUCCGUCGUCUUCCUUUUGCUGCCGGGACCCUCCGUGGCCAACGAUAAGAAGAAGGGACCCAAAGUCACAGUCAAGGUGUUCUUUGAUCUUCAAAUUGGAGAUGAACCUGUAGGCCGAGUGACCUUUGGACUCUUUGGAAAGACUGUUCCAAAAACAGUGGAUAAUUUUGUAGCCUUAGCUACAGGAGAGAAAGGAUUUGGCUACAAAAACAGCAAGUUUCAUCGAGUCAUCAAGGACUUCAUGAUCCAGGGUGGAGACUUCACCAGAGGAGAUGGCACAGGAGGAAAGAGUAUCUAUGGUGAGCGCUUCCCAGAUGAGAACUUCAAGCUGAAGCACUAUGGGCCUGGAUGGGUGAGCAUGGCCAACGCAGGCAAAGACACCAAUGGCUCCCAGUUCUUCAUAACUACAGUCAAGACAUCCUGGCUAGAUGGCAAACAUGUGGUUUUUGGCAAAGUUCUAGAGGGCAUGGAUGUAGUGAGGAAGGUGGAGGGCACCAAGACAGACAGUCGGGACAAGCCCCUGAAGGAUGUGAUCAUUGCAGACUGUGGCAAGAUUGAAGUGGAGAAGCCCUUUGCCAUUGCCAAGGAGUAGAAUCUCAGGGACCUCAUCCCUCCAAGUGGCUGUAUGUGCAGGUCCUGUUACUACUCUCACAGGGGUGAAAGUAGCCAGGCACAAGGGUCCGUGCCACUCAGCCCCAGAGCUUCCGCCUGAGGGGGUGGACCCACACCCCCUCACAUUCCACAGGCCUGGUUUUUAUAUCAAACUCCUAUGAAUGCUGAUCAAUAAAAAAAAAGUGAGUUUUCUUUUUUAUAACUUA